CGUUUGUCUACAUCCGGUGUCUUCGAACCUUUCACGAGCAGCAAAGACAGACGAGCAGCGAAGAAUGGAGAGAGCCGCUAACGAGGCUCCUCCGUCAGCGUAAAGCAUCAGCAACAACAAGUCACACCGACAAGCUCCGGUUAAGACCCGGGAAUCAGCCUAUAACCAGCGGGACGAACACCCGAGCCGUGUCCCGGUCCUCUGGAUUAAUCACAGCGAAGGUCACCCACCUUCUCCUUCCUGUGACAAAUGCUGAGAACAGAGAUCAGCCUCUUCAACAGCUGUUAGAGGUUACAGGGUGAGGACAGGGAGGAGUGUCGGUUAGCUGUGCCAGGUCGUGUCUCAUGAGAGUGACUGUGCCAUCCAGGCACUGCCAGUGACCAGGGCUGUGGCUGUGGUGGGCCCGGCCCAGGAGGCCUUUCUGUACAUCACUCCUGGCUCCCGCUGACCUGUUCUGCUCACACCAUGGAUCAACAGAGAGAUAAAUAUGGCGAGCGGCCUGCAAGGGCCGCUAAAGUUUCCCAGGGAAGCCGCAGCGGACACUCGUCUCGACCAUCUGGCUCCUCCAGCUCCUCCGGGGUACUCAUGGUGGGGCCCAAUUUUCGUGUGGGCAAGAAGAUCGGCUGUGGAAACUUUGGUGAAUUGAAGCUUGGUAAAAAUCUGUACACCAACGAGUAUGUAGCCAUUAAACUGGAACCAGUCAAGUCGAGGGCGCCACAGUUGCAUCUAGAGUACCGGUUCUACAAAACUCUGGGAACUACAGCUGAAGGAGUUCCCCAGGUGUUUUACUUUGGCCCCUGUGGGAAGUACAACGCCAUGGUUCUGGAGCUGCUGGGCCCGAGUCUAGAGGACCUCUUUGACCUUUGUGACAGGACAUUUUCACUGAAGACUGUUUUAAUGAUUGCAAUUCAGCUGAUUUCUCGAAUGGAGUACGUGCACUCUAAAAACCUCAUCUAUAGAGAUGUCAAACCUGAGAACUUUCUCAUCGGACGGCAAGGGAAUAAAAAGGAACACAUCAUCCACAUCAUUGACUUUGGCCUGGCCAAAGAAUACAUCGACCCCGAGACCAAAAAACACAUUCCAUACCGGGAGCAUAAGAGCUUGACUGGCACUGCUCGAUAUAUGUCCAUCAAUACACAUUUAGGGAAAGAGCAAAGCCGGCGAGAUGACCUGGAGGCCUUGGGCCACAUGUUCAUGUAUUUCCUUCGUGGGAGUCUACCGUGGCAAGGACUGAAGGCCGACACGUUGAAAGAGCGAUACCAAAAGAUCGGAGACACAAAACGAAACACUCCCAUCGAGGUCCUCUGUGAGAACUUCCCAGAGGAGAUGGCCACUUACCUGCGAUAUGUGAGACGGUUGGACUUCUUUGAAAAGCCUGACUAUGAAUAUCUGAGGACUCUGUUCACUGAACUGUUUGAGCGAAAAGGAUACACCUUUGACUACACUUACGACUGGGUUGGCAGGCAGAUACCUACACCAGUGGGGUCUGUUCAUAUAGACUCUGGAGCAUCUGCAGUCACGAGAGAGAGCCAUCCUCACAGAGACCGGCCCUCACAGCAACAACCGAUCAGAAAUCAGACAGCGGUCUCAGAUCGACGAGGAGCAUGGGAGGUGCAGCCCACACGCCAAGCAAACUCCUCCUAUCUGACCUCCCACCUGGCAGCGGACAGGCACGGGGGCUCAGUGCAGGUGGUCAGCUCGACCAAUGGGGAGCUGAACGCAGACGAUCCGCUGGCAGUUCAUUCCAACGCUCCGAUCACGGCUCAGGCAGAGGUGGAAGUGGUCGACGAGGCCAACUGCGUGAAAAUGCUCAACCUGUGGUGCUGCUGCUUCUUCAAGCGAAAACGGAAGAAGAACACGCCGAGGCACAAAUGAUCAUCCACCACCGGCUUGAAACGCUCCAAGUGUCCGGCUCAGUUGAUUGUGAUUUCAGAAAUCAAUAAGGUUCCAUUCAGAGUAAAAGAGGGAGACAACAACGAUCUUGAUUGAAAUGUCCUCUGGAGGGACCCGUUAAAAAUGGUUUGUUGAGAUGUACAAGACGCUUGUGUCUUUUGAUGGGAGUCCUUUUUUUAAGUUUUUCUUUUUGUCAUUUUUUCCCCCUUCUUCUGAGAUCUGUGGGACUGUUAUGCAGGCCAGUUGUCCAAACGGGGAACCUUUUUGUUGGAAUUGUGCAGAGGAUAACCUUGUUUUUGUUUUUCCCCAUCCCAAGACACCCAGCAUUCAUGUUUUCCUCUCCUCUUUUUGGCACAUUUUUUUCUACAGUUUCUCUCCUGUGGUAUUGCAAAGGAAGACCCAGAUCUUCCCUGUGCAGGCUUGCCACCUUCAAACUGUCCCAUACUAUGAUUUUUAUAGUUUGACUCACAAUCAUGUAGUCAUUUCCCUUCCGUCAAGUCCCAGUUCAAAUGGUUCGCCCCCUGGUUAGAUUGCUAACUCAUUGAGACACUUUGGUCUUUCCUGGCGUGGGACUGAAUGUAAGCUUAAACACACAAGGAGCCAACAGUGUCACUGCCUAUCUUCACGUACAGGCACACAAAGAGCAUCAGUCUGCCAUUCUGGCCCCUGCACUUUUUUCCCUCCAAAAAGAGGUGGAGCCUGGCACUGGGACCGGGGCCUGAGAGAAAGACCAGAGACGCCUCCUGCACUGUGUUCUCUGAGGAUGACUUCUGCUCAUGCUGCUUGGUUAAAGCACUCCCACUUAACCACGCUGCUGUCAAACACACUACAGUCUCUGCUGACUCAUGCAGUGUUUUGCUCCUGUUGGCUUUACGAUCAUGAACGGCAACCUGACACUUUUAGAUGGGGCUGGGAAAAAAAUGCUAUUUAUGCUAUUUAUCUCUUGGUUGCCACCAGUUUUCUUACUAAUUCUCAAACAUACACACUGAAUGUAUGGACAGAAGAGUAAAUGACUUUGGAGCAUUUAUAUUAUCUGUCAUGCGCAUGGGAAGGAAAUUGCAGUUAAGGAGUUGAGACCAAUGUUUAGAAAAGGAAAAAAAAGUGAGACCAAAACUAAGUGGAUUAUGAGGUGGGAGGCUCUUAAAUUAUUUUAAUGAUGUGAUGGUUAAUAAUGGAGUCUGCACCAGUACACACUGGGGGAUGUUGCUUUGGAGUGACAAGAGAAACUGGCUGAUGCGCUUUGGAGAUUGAAUCACAGCCUCUCAAAGCUACUGUCCAAUGCCUUAACCCCCCCCCGACCGACCAGUCGACCACCACGCCACAUCACCAGAUGGAAGUUGGCAGAAUGAUGGUUGUGAGAUUCGCAGCGCAAUCUUUGGGGUCACCUGUAUAAUAAAAGCCCAAAGUUGCGGACUGUUCCCAGCUAGCAGUUAAUGACUUCCCUUGUAACGCUGAUGUAUUCGCAAGAGAGCAAUGCCAAAUGGAAGGUUUGGUGUAGUAAUGUGUAAAGGUGUUACGGCGUCCCUGCGUGUCCAGUCUGAAGACCCCUGUGCUGCAAAGCAAUGUUUUAUGUUCAAGAUGGAGAGGAAACCUUAACGGGCAGAUAAGUGAACGUGUCCAUAACCAUUUUGUUUUUAAUGUCGUGUCAUGGAGGACUGCCUUGAAACAAUAUCCUCGAUAUGUCACCUUGCCUAUCCUCCGAACAUAGAGUGAAAUCGUACAUAGGUGUUUUAUUUUUUUAUUUUAUAUUCUUGCUAAUGUGAAUUUUUUUUAAUGCAGUUUUUGUUUUUUAAUUUCCCAUUCCAAAUAGCCAUGGUUUUAUGGGGAAAGAGAGGGUAACAAAAAAAAGCUUGAGACCAUGACUGCACUACAUUUGUUGACCCCGGCUCUCCCUGACGAGACCCUGCCUUCUUAAUACUGUACUUUAAACGUGCUUAUUACUUUAAUUGUAGCUGCCUCGUACGCUAGGCCUCUUCCCUAUAGGGUGCAGGGAAUACACUUUAAAUUGAUUUUUAUCCCCACCUACUCCUUUUUUUUGUGCCAUGACACUUCCCCUUUCCUCUCUGCGCACACGCACGCGCACGCAAGUCCUGGAUGAAUCAGCUCUCAGUGGAGUGUUAGAUUCGGAGUUUUGUGGACCUGCUCUGUCAUCUUUAGAAAUGUUGUAGAUGUUCCAAACUAUCUCGAUGAAUCAGUAUGUAAACCUGCUUGUUGCGUGUAUUUACACUGUAUAGCUUUUGGUUCCUUCUCACCCCCUGAUAUGUCAGUUACUCUGGGGUCUAAGUUAUUGUGUUAAUGAAAGUACUUGAAUAUGAAAAUCUACGGGACCUUUUCUGUUUUGCUUUUUGUUUAUUUUCCCAGUCAUUAUUAUCGUAGUAAUUCCACGCAUAGGAUUUAAGGGGAAUGGGGGGAAAACAGGCUAUUUGAAUGACAGGUAUUCAUUUGUUUGAGAUGUCUUAGUGCCUCUUGAGUGUGUUGGACAGGUGACUCUCGUCAGACUCACCUAUGGACUCUGUGCUAGCUGGUGUGACGUGCAGUUAGAUGUUGGUUUGGAGGUUAAAAUCACUUAUUUUGUCUCAGUGAAACAUUCAUCAUGAUGUAUUUUGAUCCUGUGUUGGUGAAGAACAAAAGAAAACCACCUUCAUCUGCUGCCUGUGAUUCUCCCUACGAAGCAUCAGCAGGCACCUGGAUGGUUUCGUUCCAGCUACCUGAGAACAGUUGAAAGUAUUUCUGUGUAGUGAGAUGGAUAUCCAGACUAUAUAGCCUUCAGUGUUCCCCAUGAAUUCCCCGAGUGCCAUUCCUGAGACUACUACUAGCCCAUGCCUUUUUGCCUGUGCCAGGAAAAUAUGAAGUUGAAUGUUUUUUUUUUUGACCAUUCCACCUAAUGUUCUCGCCAUGUCCACUGUCACUUUUGAAAAAUCGCAGCUCAGUUCAGUACCAGGAAGCAUUGUUGGAGAGGUUCGAGAGCAUCAGGAAGAAGGAACAAAGUCUUCUGAGUCAGUUUCUUUCUUGUAUGAGAAACCAACACCACUUUUAUUGACUGAGAUUGUUUCAGAGUUAGUUGUCAUCUUUGCAACAUCGACUUCUUCCUCACACUGUCAGUCGCCCGGCUUUUUAGCUCAUUGCUGAAAUGGUAGAUAUAGAUGUAUUAAUCUAAUGUAUUUACUUUACUCUCUGGGCCACAUACAGAGCCAUAUAGGAGUACUCUGUGUGCUUUGUAUCUGCAUGGCUUAUCUGGAAAUGACAGCGAGCCGUCUGACUCCAGUGAUUUUUCUCAUCUGUAGGGCUCACGUACUGUUGGGUCAGUGAGACGUUAUGGCUUCCAGUCCUCGUGUAAAAAUAAAAUCCCUCCUCACGUCUUCUCACAGCACAUUCCACUUCAGUUCCCAUUAUUUCUAAUAAACUUCACUUCAGUCAGACUUGUGUUAAUGGCUUUGGUUGUGUGUAACUCACAUUCCUGUGUGUCAAAGCUGUGUAAAUCAAAGCAAAGGACAGUUAAUGUGUGAAUGAACGGCUUCGGUCUUUUUUGGGUUCUCUGGCACUUUUUCCUUGUUGCUGUACUGUAGAAUUGUCUUGGAUUUACUGUAUAUUUUCCUUUGAGGGAGAGGUGUAGGGUGAAAUUUACUGCAAUAUUGUGAUGAUUAUUUGAAAAUUGUAAAUUGUACAGAGUUCACAAUUAUACUCUUUGUUCUUUCUGUUGGGAUUCCAUAUAAAAUAUGUAUUCUUUGAUUAUUUUUUUGUUUCCCUCUCAGACUGUGGAAAAUCAGAUUGUACAGCUCCAGAGUUUAUCCUCCCCUCAGCAUUGUUUUCUUUUUUUCAGAGCUAUGAUUAAGAGAAAUCUUAAGACUGUAAAUAAAUAUUAUUGUGUUGAAAUAUGAAUGUCACUUCAGAAAUGUAUUUGAAUGAGUUAGUCAAGGGCUUCAGAAUGAAGGACCCACAUUUCUUUUAUGGUUUCAGAUUUUUAAUUUACAGAAAGGUAAAAGGUCCUUUUUUAUCUGAGAUGCCUGUUUUUUUUUUCUUUUUCCUCCUUGGAUUCAUAUGAAUACAAUGUUUCACACAUGAACCUUAUAAAAUCACUUUUUAUUCCCUCCACACCUAAAGGGAAACUCCAGUUUGCACCCUUUUUUAUGUAAAAUAAAAGAUCUCUCCACCUUG
Molecule: messenger RNA, 6048 nt
Organism: Acanthopagrus latus (yellowfin seabream)
Lineage: Eukaryota; Metazoa; Chordata; Actinopteri; Spariformes; Sparidae
Gene: csnk1g1
Product: casein kinase 1, gamma 1
Exons: 14
Coding region: 466-1875 (469 amino acids)
Biological process (GO): peptidyl-serine phosphorylation; endocytosis; signal transduction
Cellular component (GO): cytoplasm; plasma membrane; nucleus
Molecular function (GO): ATP binding; protein serine/threonine kinase activity
Source: RefSeq, a predicted model, not a curated record